AUGAGCCAAGCAGCCUCCACAUCCUCCGCCGCCACGGGUCAAGCCAUCCGGGUACCCGAGGGCUACCCCACCAACGUCUUUGACUCGCAGUAUUCGCAGUUCAAGACCAACGUGCGCGAGAACUCCAAGAGCCUGGGACCCAAGUCCCUGCGUUACGUCAAGGAGUUUUUCCCCGUCGCCGACUGGAUUCCUCGCUACAACCUCUCCUGGUUCACUGGCGAUCUGAUCGCUGCCAUCACUGUCACGGGCGUGAUCAUUCCCCAGGCUCUGGCUUAUGCCACCCUUGCUGGCGUCCCCGUCCAGUAUGGCCUGUACACCGGUCUUGCCGGCAUGUUCUUCUACUUCCUGUUCGCCACCUCCAAGGAUGUCACUAUCGGCGCCACUGCCGUGCUCUCCCAGCUCACUGGCCAGAUCAUCGCCUCUGUCAACUCUGACAACAAGUACUCGCCCAUUUCCAUCGCCAUCGCCAUCGCCUUCUUCCAGGGCAUCAUCGAGUUUGCCCUCGGUCUCUUCCGCCUCGGUAUCGUCGUUGAUUUCAUCCCCUCCUCGGUCAUCUCGGGCUUCACCACCGGUGCCGGUCUCACUGUCAUCAUCGGCCAGAUCCCCGGUCUCUUUGGCAUCCAGGGCGUCAACACCAACGACCCCUCGUCGCUCAACAUCCUGAUCAACACCAUCAAGAACGCCUCGACCCUCAGCAACCUCGACACGGCCUUUGGUGUCUCUGCCCUGGUCUUCCUGCUCCUCGUCAAGUACACCACCCAGAUCCUGGCCCGCCGCUACCCCAAGCUUGGCUGGCUCAAGUGGGUUGGUAUCACCCGCAACCUGGUCGCCCUGAUUGUCUUCACCGGCAUCAGCUACGCCAUCAGCAAGGACGCCAAGAACGGCAAGUACCCCAUCACCCUCGUCAAGACCGUCCCCGCUGGUCUCGCCGGCCUGGCCGUUCCCAACCUCACCGACGCUGGCCUCGUCUCGCGCGCUGCCCAAGGCCUUCCCGCCGUCAUUGUCGUUGCCAUCAUCGAGCACAUCUCUGUCGCCAAGUCCUUCGGCCGUGUCAAUGGCUACAAGAUCAGCCCCAACCAGGAACUCGUCGCCCUUGGUCUCGUCAACUUCCUCGGCAGCUUUGUUGGCGGCAUCCCCUCGACCGGCUCCUUCUCGCGCACUGCCAUCAAGUCUGCCUCGGGUGUCCGCAGUCCCUUUGCUGGCUUCAUCAGCUCGAUCCUCGUCCUGAUUGCCCUCUACACCAUCACCCCAGCCCUGUUCUGGAUCUCCAAGGCCUCGCUCUCGGCCCUGAUCAUUGCCGCCAUCACCGAGCUCUUUGCCCCUCCCGAGGUCAUCAAGCAGCUGUGGAACAUCCAGUUCACCGACUUCCUGUCCUUCUGGGUUGCCCUCUUUGUCACCGUCAUCUUCAACAUCGAGACCGGUAUCGAAGUGUCCAUCGGCUUUGCUCUCGUGGUCCUGCUGUACAGAAUCGCCCGCCCUCGUAUCCAGCCCCUCGUCCAGCAUGCCGGCAAGUGGUACUCGCCCGACCAGUCCCACGGCCUCGAGACCUCGCAGCCGCCCGCCGGCGUUCUUGUCUUUCGCCCCGAAGAGUCCCUGACCUACCCCAACUCUGGCUACAUCACCGAGAAGAUCCUCGAGAGCGCCAAGGAGCGCACCCGCUACGGCGGCGUUGUUACCAAGCACAGCAACGACAAGGUCUGGAGCGAUUCGACUGGCCUUGCCAAGAAGUCCAACCUCGAUGAAGACCUGCCCGUCCUCCGCUCGCUGGUCAUCGACCUGUCCUCGGUCAACUUUAUCGAUGCUACGGGCAUCCAGGCCCUGAUCGAUCUCCGCCACGAGCUCGACCGCUAUGCCGGCCACAACGUCGCCAUCCACUUCAGCCGCGUCAAGCCCGCCCUGGUCCGCCCCAUCAACUACUUCCUCCAGACGACCAACUCCAAGAAGGUCGUCGCUGCCGUUGGCAACACCUCGGGCGCUGCUGAUCCCGAGAGCUCCCAGGAGCAUCUGUGGGUCCCCCAGGACGCCACUCGCUUCAUCCACAAGAGCGUCGCCGAUGCUGUCAACGCCACCCUGGUCUAAGCUCGAUCGGACUCGAUCUCCUCUUUGCCAAGCACCAUGCGAUGACUGCUUGUGCUCUUUCUCUCUCACCCACACAUUGUAUCUAGCAUCACAGUCCUUCAGCACAAUUGCCGGUCUGCUGCACCAAAAAAUCUGAACCUGCCCAGCUCUCCUCUCCUUUUGUCUUCCCAUCUCCCUUGUAAAUACCGUCCAUCAAAGCGACUUCAUCUGCAUGGAACUCUUCCCGCCCUUCCCCUGCAUGAGCAAAUGUAUUUUUACGAUGCUUUGUAUGCGAAUCUGAAUGAACAAAGACUCUCAUCCUAUCAAACCAUAAGCUUGUCGGUGUUUCUUUCCUUGGGUUCCGGGACUGGGAUAUGGGAUAUGAGACUGCGAAGGCAGGAAGGGGGAAUGCGCCAUUGUGCUCUUGAAGCA
Molecule: messenger RNA, 2490 nt
Organism: Polychytrium aggregatum
Lineage: Eukaryota; Fungi; Chytridiomycota; Chytridiomycetes; Polychytriales
Product: sulfate transporter family-domain-containing protein
Exons: 2
Coding region: 1-2079 (692 amino acids)
Biological process (GO): transmembrane transport
Cellular component (GO): membrane
Molecular function (GO): sulfate transmembrane transporter activity
Source: RefSeq, a predicted model, not a curated record